AUGCCACGGCAGAAACUUUUCACCUCUGAAAGUGAUGUUAGCAUUGAGGUGGAUGAAGGUAAUGACAAUGAAUUCAACCUGUACUAUGUGGGAGUGGAGGAUCAUUCUGAGGGAGAGAAGGAGCAGCAGGUGAAGCAGGAGGGCAAAAGAAGGAGAGAGAGAAACGGUAAGAUCAGCAGAAGAACAGCUUCAGAGAAGAGAUCAGCAGUGACGAAAAACUCGGAGAAAAGAGAGAAGAAACAUGAUAAACACCAAAAAGCUGCAAGAGAGAGGAAGGGGAGUGAGACGCAUGAAAAAGGGCGUAAAAGAAACAAUGCUGAUGAAGAGGUGGUUGAGGAAGAAUGUAGCAAAGAGAAGAAGAAUGUAAAAAAUGAAAGAACCAAGACAUCAAAGCUGAAGGACGAAAAGCAACAAGGUGGGAAGAAAAACAAAAAGAAGAGCGUUAAAAGCGAGGUGGACAGAAAUCAUGGAAAAACGAAAACUAGAGAUUGUAAUGAUGUGCCUACAAAAGAAAAAACUAAAAACAGAAAGAAGCCUGAGACUAUCUCAGAGUCUGAGUCCAAAUCUGAUUCAGAAUCUGACUCAGAGUUAAGGGAUGACAAAGCAGUAGGAGUUUUGAGUUCUCUGACUCCAGAGGAGCUGGAAAAGUUGAAAGAAGCUAUGGAGGAAAAGAAAAAGCUAAUGGCCACCCUAAGAGGAAAGCCCUGGCCCAUGAAGAAAAAGUUAGCCAUUCUCAGGGAGUCUCAAGAAUUUUUGGAGAAAUAUGAAGGUGCUCUGGGGAAAGGCAAAGGCAGAAAGCUCUAUGCCUACAAGGUCCUAAUGAUGAAGAAAUGGAUGAAGUUUCAGCGUGACUUUGAAAACUUCAAGACGGCCUGUAUCCCGUGGGAGAUGAAGAUUAAAGAAAUAGAAAGCCAUUUUGGCUCAUCAGUUGCUUCUUACUUCAUAUUUCUGAGGUGGAUGUAUGGCAUCAACAUGAUUUUAUUUGGCCUGACGUUUGGGCUGGUGAUGGUACCAGAGGCUCUAAUGGGGAAACCAUAUGGCACUUUACCCAGGAAAACAGUACCCAGAGAGGAAGAGGCCAGUGCUAUGAAUUUUGCAGUGUUAUGGGACUUUGGAGGCUAUGCUAAGUAUUCUGUCCUCUUCUAUGGUUACUACAACAACCAGCAGGCCAUUGGCUGGCUCAAAUUCCGCAUGCCCCUCUCAUACUUCCUGGUUGGGGUGGGCACAGUAGCAUACAGCUAUAUGGUGGUGAUCAGGACCAUGGCACGCAAUGCCAACGAAGCGGGUGGCGGAGAUGACACCAGCUUUAAUUUUAGCUGGAAGGCAUUUACUAGUUGGGACUACCUCAUUGGAAACCCUGAGACAGCAGACAACAAGUUUGCUUCCAUCACCACUAUCUUUAAGGAGGCUAUUGUGGAGGACCAAGAGAGCAGAAAAGACGACAACAUCCACCUGACAAGAUUCCUUAGAGUGCUGGCCAACUUCCUGGUGCUCUGCUGUCUGGCAGGGAGUGGCUACUUGAUCUACUUUGUGGUGCGCAGGUCACAGAAGUUUGCUCUGGAGGGACUGGAGAAAUAUGGAUGGUGGGAGAGGAAUGAGGUGAACAUGGUCAUGUCUCUCUUGGGAAUGUUUUGUCCAAUGUUAUUCGACGUGAUCAGCACUUUAGAGAACUAUCAUCCACGUAUUGCUCUUCAAUGGCAGCUUGGGCGCAUCUUCGCCCUCUUUUUGGGGAACCUUUACACAUUCAUCAUUGCUCUCAUGGAUGCAAUUCAACUUAAGAGGGUAGAGGAGGACAUUAUAAAGACGAAUAUGACAAUCUGGCAGGCUAACCUGUACAACGGGACUGUGCCAGACAACUCGACUGCCCCUCCAAUCACAGUGCACCCUGCCGAUGUUCCUAGAGGACCUUGCUGGGAGACAAUGGUGGGACAGGAGUUUGUUCGUCUCAUUAUUUCUGAUACAAUGACAACUUACAUCACUUUGCUUAUUGGAGAUUUUUUCCGUGCUGUUCUGGUCCGUUUCCUGAACAACUGCUGGUGUUGGGAUCUGGAGUAUGGCUUUCCAUCCUAUUCAGAGUUUGAUGUCAGUGGAAAUGUUUUGGGGCUGAUCUUCAAUCAGGGGAUGAUCUGGAUGGGGGCAUUUUAUGCUCCAUGUCUUCCAGCAUUAAAUCUAUUCCGGCUUCAUGUGUCCAUGUACCUGCAGUGCUGGGCGGUGAUGUGCUGUAAUGUGCCACAGGAGCGGGUCUUUAAAGCUUCAGGGUCCAAUAACUUUUACAUGGCCAUGCUGUUGGUCAUCCUCUUCCUUUCUACCCUGCCCGCUAUAUACACCAUUGUCUCCAUUCCGCCAUCAUUUGACUGCGGACCCUUCAGUGGGAAAAGCCGAAUGUUUGAUGUGAUUCAAGAAACUCUAGAGACAGACUUCCCAGCUUGGUUCGGGAAGGUUUUCAGUUAUGCUUCAAACCCUGGACUGGUUUUGCCUUUCCUUUUGCUGUUGGUUCUCGCAUUAUAUUAUCUGCAGUCGACCUCUAAAACAUACAAACGGGUAAACAUGGAGCUGAAAAAGAAGCUUCAAGUACAAAAUGAGGAAAACAAGAAGAAGAACAAACUUGCAGCCAUAAAGGCUGCCAGUGAACUGGAGCAGGCGACAAAUGCAGUAGGAAAACACAGCAAUACUGACUCUGAUUUGGGUGAGAGCAAAGAGAACACCUGACUUAAGGACCCCCAUCCCAUGUCUUCCACCCACACAACUACCAGGCCCCAUGCAUCACAGAGUCGAGCUGUUCAUGGACAUCUCCCAGGGAACCCACAGCAGCCACAGAGAAACACUCACUCCAAGAGGAGAUAAACUGUCUCGUGCAAAAUACAAUACUAAAUACUUUAAUCAUUGUAAAAUAUUGACCAUUCUGGUAAACCAAGGAAUUCUUCUUGGAUUAUUCACAACACAUGCGGGUUAACAGAAAAGCUGGUCUUUUCAACAGGGUAAAGGACUACAGCAGUUAAUGUAAAGAUAAGAACCUCCUGCUCCUUUGCUCUGUUUAAUACAUACAUCACACUAAUUUUGCACUUAAAUGGCCUUCUUUAUUUCUUGUUGAUGUGAAGAUGAUACUGUUUAAAACCAGGCACUGCCCGGGCUGUCAUUGUCAUGCAUGUAUUGAGGUUCUGUGACUAUGUAUCUAUAGACUGAUAAAAAACUCUUAUCUCCGUAAAAAGAGAAAUGACUUGAUACAGGCUGACUAUGGCCAAAUUAUGAGUUUAACAUUUUGAUACAUUAAAUGUGUUAUUUCUAUAGACAGCACUAGAAAUAUUUUGGAUUGUUGAUAUGCCAAUUACAAAUCGUAGUAAGUGAAGGUUUUUAUGUCAGCAUUUGUUUUGAGUUACCCUCUCACAGUCUUUCCCAUGCAGCUCUCCUUCACCCUCUUUACAUCUCACCUGGCAUAAGAAAACCAUCCACCAUCAGCCUCCUUGGAAGAUCAUGAGAUUCAAUCCAGAGGGCUGCCAGACAUCGCGGGCAGGACGCCGAGUUUACCUUAGAGAAGAGAGAGAGGAGAGACGGUCAUCAGGACAUUUCUUGCAUGGAUUUUAAAUAGCCUAGUUCGUUUAAAAAAAGAAAUUUCAUUUUGCACGAGCGCUAAAUACAGUAGGCCUAUAUAUAGCUUUAUAAACCAACGGGUUGCGUUUAUCCAUAUUUUGCUUAUAGUUUGAGUGAAAUUCAUUGUAUUUAAUGUAGCCUAUAUAAUUUUU
Messenger RNA from Triplophysa dalaica, 3740 nucleotides. RefSeq names its product transmembrane channel-like 1 (gene tmc1). Gene Ontology annotation, cellular component: plasma membrane. Gene Ontology annotation, biological process: detection of mechanical stimulus involved in sensory perception of sound; vestibular reflex. The record is from RefSeq and is a predicted model, not a curated record. NCBI's taxonomy places the organism in Eukaryota, Metazoa, Chordata, Actinopteri, Cypriniformes, Nemacheilidae. Gene Ontology annotation, molecular function: mechanosensitive monoatomic ion channel activity.